This is a messenger RNA of Endocarpon pusillum Z07020, 1062 nucleotides long. RefSeq lists its product as uncharacterized. The transcript has a single exon. Bases 1 to 1062 code for a protein of 353 amino acids. Gene Ontology annotation, molecular function: oxidoreductase activity. NCBI's taxonomy places the organism in Eukaryota, Fungi, Ascomycota, Eurotiomycetes, Verrucariales, Verrucariaceae. The record is from RefSeq and is a predicted model, not a curated record.
AUGCAAGCUAUUCGUGUGCACCCUCCGGAAUCUGAAACAGAGCCGCCCUUCUCUGCCACCAAUCCAGCACCUUCCGCUGCUCUGGUUCUGGACACCAUACCUGUACCUACCUUGGACAAGCCUGGCCAACUACUGAUCCGCGUGCAUGCAACUUCAGUCACCCGAGAUGAAUUGACGUGGACCGAGACCUAUAGCACGGAUCUGCCACUGCUGGGUCAUGACCUUGCUGGUACUGUGGUGGCCGUUCAAGACGAUCCAGGCACCAACAAAAACAGAACAGACUCCGACUUGAAGCCCGGUGAUGAAGUAUACGGAAUGCUUGACACGAGUAAGGGCUCCACCUGGGCCGAAUUUGCUAUUGCGACGACAGAUCAGGUGGCUCUGAAGCCGAAACUACUGAGCUGGGCUGAAAGUGCUGUUGUGCCUGUGAGUGCUUUGACCGCCUGGCAGGCUCUGUUUGUGAAAGCAGGGGUGACGCCGCCAGACUUCUCAUUGAUCACAAGAACGGGAUCUCGGGCUAUGGAUCAGGGUGAGUCAGCUCGGAAGAUUGCUGUGACGGGUGCAGCUGGCGCGGUAGGCACAUAUGUUGUGCAACUAGCAGCGCUGGCGGGCAUGCAUGUGGUUGCGGUCUCCAGCUCAAAAACCUGCGAUGAGGAGUUUUUGAAGUCGCUUGGCGCCACUGGAGUGCUCCAAUAUGAAGACCUGUACCAUGUCAAGAACGAAUACGAUAUCAUCAUUGACGCCGUUGGUGGGGAGACCUUGAAACGUUGCUGGUCAUCGAUCAAAGAUGACGGUAUCCUCAUUUCGAUCGACUCGUCGAGUGGAGACUUCGUGCGCAAUCAUCGUGAACAGACAUUCACCCAUGACAAGCAAGGCGUAAGGGCUCUAUUCUUCAUAGUGGAACCCUCAAAGGAAAACCUGGAACAGCUUUCUGUGGCCCUAGAUCUUGGACUUUUAAAAGUAUUUGUUGCUCACGAAAUGCCUCUUCAUGAAGCAAGGGCAGCGUAUGAUCUUGCGAAUGGGCGGCUGCAACGUCGUGGAAAGGUAGUUCUCACGCUGUGA